Molecule: messenger RNA, 2866 nt
Organism: Zingiber officinale
Lineage: Eukaryota; Viridiplantae; Streptophyta; Magnoliopsida; Zingiberales; Zingiberaceae
Product: cyclin-D1-1-like
Exons: 9
Coding region: 1779-2564 (261 amino acids)
Biological process (GO): mitotic cell cycle phase transition; regulation of cyclin-dependent protein serine/threonine kinase activity
Cellular component (GO): cytoplasm; nucleus; cyclin-dependent protein kinase holoenzyme complex
Molecular function (GO): cyclin-dependent protein serine/threonine kinase regulator activity
Source: RefSeq, a predicted model, not a curated record
UACAAUAUUUAUUCUUUUUAGAAAGUGCCCGGUUUGAUGGGCAUUCGAGAUCUUCCUCCUUGCCCCUCUUCAAUCCUGCUCGGAAGAGCUUUACUUGUAUCAAUCAAAUCGAUAACGGAAACCAAAUUCAAACUCUUUGGUCCUCUCUCUGUUCGUCUGUCCUCGGUCCAGAAGAAACAAAAUGACGUUGGUAUUACAUGGAGGGAGGGGACGACGCAGAAGUGUCAGAUGUGGGAGUAGACUGUGUAGUUCAUGGUCCGGCUCACGGUCGAUGGCAGAGCUGCCAAAAGAGUCUGAUUCCGGUCCCUCACUGCAAAAGAAUCCGUACUCUUAUCUUCUCAAUUAUUACCUCUCUACUAUAUUGCGUUCAAGGUGUUUGAAAAAAAUCGCAUUAGAAAAAAAAUCCUUUUCUUUUUACUUCUAGGAUAACACUCCUUCCCUACUUUAUUCAAAACGAGGAAAUUUUUAUAGUACUUAGUGUUUCAAGGCUAGGACAGUGCCAGUUAGGUUCACUGAAAACUAGCAUUGAUAACCAUUUAAAAUGUGUAAAUAUGAUGGUCCAGAUAUGCUUUCUUAGCCUGGUUGAUCUGAUUUGAGAUAUGUUGUGGAAUUGGCAUGUUACUAGCAAUAGUAUUAGUGGGCUAAAAUAUUUUUUACUGAUGGUGAGUUUGCUGCAUCCAUUUACCAGAUAUGGAUAGAAAGAAAUAGAUCUCUGAAAUUGAGGAUAAACCUUCUGUGGUGGUGGGCCCUAUAGUCCUAUGUAAUACCAGACAUUUAGUGGAGGAUAAUCCCACAAACAGAGAAUAUAUAAGAGCUCUUGGAGUCAGUUAUUUUUUUCCCGUUCAUGGAAAUAUACAUGCUGCCAAAUGAAUUUCACCACCUUGGGACUUGGGUAGCACCUCGACAAUGAGAAUUGAUGCUUCCCUAGCAGGGUGUCAGGUUGGAACUAUGUGUUCUGUGAGAUUGUUUUUUUUUUUUGUAGCUCCAGUUGUUGCUGUUGCUGAUUUUAAUUGAUAAGGCAUUCUGAUUCCAUGAGUUACAGACUAUUAGGUGCUGUAUGAUUCAAGCUAUGGAAAGGCAAGCAAAUGUGUCUCUCAAUUGAUUGUUCAAAUAUAACUAUCGACCAAGGAUGCAUGAUCAAAAUAUCUUUUUUAUGGGCUUAGUGAGUUUAUAUAUCUAUAUAUAUAUAAUUUUUUAUGUAAAUAGCAGACUGUGGAUAGAUAAUUAUGCUCCAUAGCUAGAGAGAAUCUCUUUUGGAAUAUUUCACUAUUAGUUAUCAUGUUAAGAGUCUUACAUAUAAGAUUAUUUUAUUAUUAUUCUCAACUAUGAUCAUGGGCAAUUUCAACAGUUUCAGGAAGGUUGAAGACAAGCAUAAAGAUAAAAGUUCCUGCUCAUUAAAUAAGCUCCCCCAGUUUCUUAAUCUCUCUAUAUUGGCUCCAAGUUGAAAGAAGACUAGUAACAACUGGAACCAGAAUUGCAGUAUCCAAAAUGCAAUUCAACAAUGGGUGAACACUGAACACAGGUAAAAGACUAGUCUUUGCCUCGAGGUAAACUGCAAGCAAAAAAGAUUGGUCUGACAUCAACGUAAAUAAUUAGUACUGCGCCACAAAGAAACAAACACAAAGCACAAGAACUCUUCAACGACAAUCAAUUGUUCCUCGGCAUGGUAAAUUACAACGAGGUGAAUUGAAAAUCUCGCCUCCGUCCCGUCUCUACCGAGGUCUGGUGCUCCGCGGUGAUGGGAAAGCGAUGAGGAUCCUGCUUCCUCUUCUCCAGCCAUGCCGCCCUCGACGUCGACCUCCUCCGCCUCUUCCGGCUGCUUCGACCUCCACUGCACGGAGGACGCCGGCGAACUCGUCGGCUACCGCGGCGACGCCGACAACUCCAUCUCCGUAGAGGGCGAGGAGGCGGCCGCGGACACGGCUGGUUCAGUUCGCUUCCCCGUCGAGUCGGUCGACCCAGCCGCCCGGCGCGACGCCGUCGACUGGAUUCUUAAGGUGCGCGCUCGUUAUCGGUUCAGACCACUGACGGCGUACCUCGCCGUUAUUUACGUGGAUCGUUUCCUUGCUUCUCACCGCUUGCAGCAAAAUGGUUGGGCACUGCAACUUCUAUCAGUGGCUUGCCUCUCUCUAGGGGCAAAAAUGGAGGAAACACUCGUUCCAACCCUUUUGGACCUGCAGGUUGAGGAUGCAAAGUUCAUCUUCGAGCCUCGUACUGUGCUUCGCAUGGAGCUUCUUGUGCUCACUGCAUUAGACUGGCAGCUUCAAACUGUAUCUCCCUUCAGUUUUGUUGAUUUCUUUGCUUGUAAGAUUGAUUCAUCUGGUAAACGAGCAAGAGUCUUGGCUUCGAAGGCCACACAAAUCAUAUUAGCAGCAAUGCGAGAGAUUGACACUGCAAGCCAUUCCCCGUCGGCUCUUGCUGCAGCUGCUGUAAUCUGUGUAAUAAAUGAGACUCGGGAUCUGGCCGUCGUUAAUCCUACAAUUGCAGCGACAUGGUGCAUUGGACUUACUGAGAUGAUAUCACUCUGCCUGCUACCGUGGCAGUAUCUGUGUGGGGGACAGUAACAUGAUGCAUGGAGAAAGAAGAUGGAUCGGGCAGAGGAAUCAUGAGACUUGGUCGGAAUGCGUCCAACCUGCACAGCUCAAGAAGCCGGGUACGUUGCCGCGCAUUACCCCUUAUUCCCUGCCUACUAACGAACUCGUGGACUGUGCUAACAAGAUCCAUAUCCACUGGGAAACAACAAACACAUCUGUGCGCAAUUGGAAUCUGUGUGAGUGGGACCUUGAUUAGGAGUUGUGUUCUUUGAUGAUCUUGAUUUCUUUGCGUGCUUCUGUUUGUAUUAUCCAUGUUCAUCAUUGACCUGUCU